CCUGAAUCCGGAAGUCACACACAGGUAGAUGACAUGUUCCGUGUGUUUGUGAAGACUCACCUUGUUUUGUUCUGCUCGUUGCAUAUCUUUCAACAAAAUCGCUCCUGAAGUGGACUUUUGGUUAUUCGUAUUUGCGUCGAUUGUCUUUAAUCAUUGCGUUUUCGUUUAUUUAAGACUUUAUUUGUUUGGGGCUAUAUAGGUUACUCGCCUCACCUGUCGUCGACAACGAACAGCAAGACAGGUUUGAGGACUGGUUUUUAACUCAACCUGAAUUGUUUCCGAGAGGAGUGCAGUCCCAUGCGUGAUUGAGGAACAGGGGGACGAAAGAGAAACAGGACCCACUAAUCGGCAUUUCUCCUUACAGUCAUGGACCCAAUGGAUGCAGGAAUGCGUUACACCCCAAAGUCUUCGGACAAGGACUGGGAUCAAGCAGUAACAUUUCUGCCAGCAACAGAUUCCAAAAAGCUGGAGAAGAAGAAGCGUCCAGGGAAGAUUGGUGCCAUUAUUGGCAUAGUCGUCUUUGCAGCUGUUGUGGCUUUGAUGACCGGACUUCUUGUGUGGCAUUUCCACUUUCGGAAGGACACCAAGGUGAAAAAGAUGUAUGCUGGCUCUAUGAACAUCACAAAUCAACUCUUUCUGGAUGCUUAUGAGAACCCCAAUAGUACAGAGUUUCAGGCCCUGGCCAACCAAGUAUGCACCCAGUUAAAAGAACUCUACUCCAGGAUUCCCCAGCUGUCAAAAUAUUAUGCUGGCUGUACCGUGCAAGCUUUCAGUGAAGGCAGUGUAAUAGCAUAUUAUCUAUCAGAGUUCCAUGUUCCAGUGUCACAGGAGGCUGCUGUGGAUAACAUCAUGACUACCAUGGAUGAAACAAUGAAGAAGCAGCGACGUCUAAACGACCAAACAGAAAAACUAAUGUUCACCAGAAUAGAUACUUCUGCUUUAGAUUCACAGAUAUUUACAAAGCGUAUGUAUACAUAUGCUCUGCACACAAGGCCUAAGGAAGUCAUUGAUAUCAUGUCACCUGGGUUUCCUAACUACCCAUAUCCAGAAAAUAUGUUUUCACAGUGGCAAUUACGAGCUGACCCUGGCAAUGUCAUCAAGCUGGACUUCACUACUUUCAAUGUGGAGGAAGACUGCAACAAUGACUUUAUAAAAGUGUAUGACUCACUGUUGGCAAUUGAGGGGCGACUCAUGGCUAAGAAAUGUGGAUACUAUUCUCCCAAUAACCCACUCGGAUUUGUCUCCUCUGGAAAUGUGAUGCUGGUGACUCUGGUAACCAAUGAACUAGGGGACUUUCCUGGUUUCAGAGCACAAGUGUCUCAGGUGCCUAUGGACAGAGCUAGAGCAGCGUCAUGUGGUGGAACUCUUACAGCACUGUCUGGAACCUUUACAUCACCAAAUUAUCCAAAAUAUUAUCCACCCCACAUGAGGUGUGAAUGGAACAUCCAGGUGCCAUCUACAAUGAAUGUGAAGCUGACCUUCUCUAAAUUCAUGAUGUCCGUCGGGGGAUCCUGUUUGAAUGAUUAUGUUCAGGUCAAUGAUGAGAAGCUUUGUGGUUCACUACCUUCUACCACCAUGCGGGCCAGCACCACAAACAAAAUGACUGUCAUUUUCAGCUCUGAUGCAUCAUAUGUGGAUCGAGGCUUUAAUGCAACCUACCAAGCUUUCGAGCCCAGUAACCCAUGUCCUGAUAAGUUCCUGUGCAACAAUAAACGCUGCGUCAGUUCUGCCCUGGUCUGUGAUGGCUGGAAUGACUGUGGGGACUCUAGUGAUGAGAAGAAUUGCCAAUGCAAGUCUGACAUGAUCAGCUGUAAGAACGGUCUUUGUAAACCAAUGUUCUGGAAAUGUGAUGGCGUUGAUGAUUGCGGAGACAAAACUGAUGAAAUGAAUUGUGGGGCUGCCUGUAAGGAAGGAGAGUUUACAUGUGGAAAUGGUGUCUGUAUCUCAAUUAAACAAAGGUGCGAUGGGAGAAACGACUGUAAUGAUAAUUCAGAUGAAACAGACUGUGGAAGAAGCACUGUAUGUCUGGAAACUAAUUUCCAGUGCAAGAAUGGCCAGUGCGUCAUUAAGCAGAACCCAGAGUGUGAUGGAGUGCAGGAUUGUACUGAUGGGUCUGAUGAAAACGACUGUGGUGUAUGUGGAAUGCGUCCUUAUAAGUCCUCACGUAUUGUGGGGGGGCAGGAUGCAACGGAGGGGGAGUGGCCUUGGCAGGUCAGCCUUCAUAUGAAAAAGUCUCAGCAUGUGUGUGGAGCAUCAAUCAUCAGUGAGCGCUGGCUAGUCACUGCUGCCCACUGCGUACAAGACGAACCAAAAAUAAGGCUCUCUCAGCCAGAAUCAUGGGAGGUGUAUCUGGGCCUUCAUACGCAAAAGCAGUUGGAUAAAGCAGAAAAGCGUUAUCUAAAGAGGAUCAUUGCUCACCCCAAUUACAAUGAAUACACCUUUGACUAUGACAUAGCACUCAUGGAACUAGACCAACCUGUCACUUUCAGGGACACCAUCCGGCCCAUCUGUUUGCCAUCCUCCUCUUACAUCUUCCCUGUGGGCAAGUCGGUGUGGAUCACUGGCUGGGGGGCCACCAAAGAAGGAGGUUCUGGUGCAACAGUGCUGCAGAAAGCAGAGGUUCGCAUCAUUAACAGUACAGUUUGUGAUACACUGAUGAAUGGGCAGAUCACUUCACGCAUGACGUGUGCUGGAGUUCUAGCAGGAGGGGUGGACGCCUGUCAGGGAGACUCAGGCGGUCCUAUGUCUAGCAUUAAUGAAGCUGGACGAGUGUUUCUUGCAGGUGUGGUGAGCUGGGGUGAUGGAUGUGCCCGUAGAAACAAACCUGGAAUUUACAGCACUGUCCCAAAAUUCCGUACCUGGAUUAAAGAACAAACAGGAGUAUAAUUGCCGGGGAAAAAAAUUGUGGCUAUUUUAGGAAACAGAGUUACCAGGACUUUAGUGAAGCACAUUGAUCAGAAAAUCUUAUUUAUUUUGUUUGUGCUUGAGAGGACAAAUGGAAAAAGUACUAAGAUGUUUAGACAUCUUUGAUAUUGAGGCUGUCUCUGAAAUUAGGUCAGUGUGAUGAGCCCAUAGCAGAAGAGCCUUGAAGAGCCUCAUCAGCCUGUGUCCACAAAAUAGUGUCUUUUAAUCAUCCCUGCCCCCAAAAUACAUAUAAAAAAUUCUCUUGAUUAAAAUGUUAUAGAGUGUAUUCUACAGUUUCACAUUUGUGUGUGUAUAUAUUAUAUAAUAAUGUGAAGUACCAGGCUAUGUUUUAUUGUAAAUAGAUUUCGAAUGACUUCUUUUAAAUGUGUUUCUUAAUAACAAAUUUGUUUUAAUACUAUUUGUUGCGUGUUUUGUAGAUAUUAACUGUUUAUAGGUAGGAUUAUAUAGUAUAUCUUUUCACUUCUAAAACUCUGGGAUUCCUAAAUACACAAAAUACAGACUAAAAUGUGAAUAAUGAUUUUUUUUUCAAUCCUGUUUUUAUUAUAAAUGACUUGUAACCAGAGCAUAUUGACCUAAUAUUUUUUUAAAAAGGUCAACUAAUGUGCCAUUUCUGGGUGAUUUUGUGAUUUUUAACACAUUUUCCAAUUUUUGUGUUUUAAUAUUGUUUUUUCUUUCACUUGUCAUGAAUUUCUACAGGUUAUAAAUGCUAAAUUCUAAAUAAAAUUCUAAAUGCUAAAAGUAAUGUUUUUCUUAAAAUGUACUCGCUGUGCACGAGACAAGUGUUUUGAAACCAUUUACCUUAAUAAAUAAAGCAUUGUACCUUU
Molecule: messenger RNA, 3749 nt
Organism: Hemibagrus wyckioides
Lineage: Eukaryota; Metazoa; Chordata; Actinopteri; Siluriformes; Bagridae
Gene: st14a
Product: ST14 transmembrane serine protease matriptase a
Exons: 19
Coding region: 367-2886 (839 amino acids)
Biological process (GO): acrosome reaction; proteolysis
Cellular component (GO): membrane
Molecular function (GO): serine-type endopeptidase activity; protein binding
Source: RefSeq, a predicted model, not a curated record